AUUCAGGAAGAAAAAUUUUCCCAUGGCUCGAGACUAUUCCCUUUUGAGGUAGCUUCUGAGAGAGAAGAAAUUCAGCUCUGAGGGGGCUUUAGCCUGAGCUGCAGCCACCCACAUGACCUCUCCUUGCCCAGCCACAGCACAUGAUCUAAUCCCUGAGGCCAGAGAUCUGUCAGGGAAGGAGGAGACCUCCCUGACUCUGGACUAAAGCAGACGAGGGUUGCAGAUCUCUGCACACACCAUAGAUCACACUUGGCAAUGGCAUCUCCCAGGCUUGAGACCUUCUGUUGCCCCAACCGGGAUGCAGCCACACAGCUGGUACUGGAUUUCCAGACCCGGGUGUUUAAUGGGGUGUGCCUUGGGAGUGCCUCCUUCAACUUGUUGCUCAGUGUGCUACAGCUCCUUCCCAAGAGGAGCCAGGGGCCCAAGAAGCUCCCCCAAACUUCCUCUGCCACCAUCCUGCUCUUCAUCUCUGCCUGUGAUUUUCUGGGCUGCCUAGGUAUCAUAUUCAGGUCUACAGUGUGGUUAGGAUUUCCAGAUUUCAUUGGAAAUAUCUCAGUGGUGAAUGGAACAGAUGUGUGGCCCGCUGCUUUCUGUGUAGGGAGUUCGAUGUGGAUCCAACUGUUAUAUAGUGCCUGCUUCUGGUGGUUGUUUUGCUAUGCUGUAGAUGCCUAUUUGGUGAUAAAAAGAUCUGCAGGAUUAAGUACUAUUCUGCUCUACCAUAUAAUGGCAUGGGGCCUGGCAAUCCUCCUUUGCAUUGAGGGCAUUAUUAUGCUUUACUACCCUUCUGUCUUCAGUUGUGAAAGUGGCCUGGAACAUGCAAUCCCCCAUUACGUGACUACCUACGUUCCACUCCUGCUAGUUUUGUUGGCCAAUCCUCUUCUGUUCCGAAAGACAGUUAUGGCAGUGGCAUCUUUACUCAAAGGAAGACAAGGCAUCUACACAGAGAAUGAAAGGCGCUUGGGAGCAGUGAUUCAAAUUCGUUUUUUCAAAAUUAUGCUGGUGUUCAUUAUUUGCUGGUUGCCGAAUAUCAUCAAUGAAAGUCUUUUGUUCUACCUUGAAACACAGCCAGAUAUCAAUGGAAGCUCCUUGAAAAAUGUUAGAAAUGCAACCCUGAUCACAUGGUUUACUAUGGGAAUACUUAAUCCACUGCAAGGCUUUCUUUUCUCCUUGGCUUUUUAUGGCUGGACUGGAUGUCACCUGGACUUGAACUGUCACAAGAAAGAGAUACAAUGGGAAUCUAUGUCGACCUCAGCUGUGGAACAUGCCUACACCUCACAAGUUGGCUCCUCCCUCAACUAUGAAAACUAUGCACCCAAGAAGACAGUGGUGGUGAAUGGGCAUAAUUCUGAUGAGGCACUAGGCAUGCUGUCAGAAGGUUCUGAUGCCAGCACAAUUGAAAUUCACAUUGCAAGUGGGGCCCAAAACUUAAAUGCUGCUGUUGCUGCUGCUGCUGCUGCUGCUGCUGCUCCAGAGGGAAGCAAGGGGAAAUCAUGAAUGGCAACUGUUGGAGGGCCAAGAGGCUCCCAUCCCAAAUUCCUAAGAGCAUUGCCAAGGUUUCCUGCUCUUUGGAGCAACGUCUCCUUCCCAUCAGCUUCACUGCCACACUGUUACUAUUACCUUCACCCCCUUCCCCAUUCCCCUGCUUCUAAAAAGUUUCUAACUUUUCCCUCACUCAAAAAAAAAAAAAAUCACUUUCAGGGGAGAUGAAUGAACUGUGCCUGGAAAUAGAAGAGCUAACUUGAGCUUUCCCUUGUAAAUGAGCUGUGCAUCAUCUUAUCUCAGCAAUGUCACUCCCAGGCAGUUUUCACAAGCUGGCUAGAAGCCAAGAGCUUGCUCCAAAUCCUUUCCUGGAAAAAUAAAGUGGUUUUAACUCGGCCUGCAAGGUUUCCAGUUUUCUUCAAGGACAACCUUACAAGGAAGCUUGUCUGGAUUGACCCUGGUCAUGAAUGAGAUUACAGUGAUGACAAACAACAGCAACACAGUGUAUUUUCAGCAAGAUAAAUCAGAUCAUGGUGGAAUUGUAGAUCAUGGUCUCUGUGCUACCAUAUUUGGUGGGGGAGAAGAUGGCUUGUUUUGAUGACAAAGCUAGUUUUUGUCCCUGACACCGUCUUGAGCAAUAAUGUUUUCAGAAGGACCCUUAGGACCUCUCUAUAACUAUGAUCCCUGUAAUAUUAACUGAUAGAACCAGGAAGAGAGUGGAUCCCAUAUUAGCCAGUUACAAAGUAAAAAGCAGUACAGAAACAGGGGAGGUCCUGGGAUCAAAUCUUGUCUCGGACACUUCCAAACUGUGUGACAUUGGGCAAGUCAUUUAACCCAGUGCCUAGUCCUUAUUGCUCUUCUGCCUUGGAAUCAAAACACAGUAUUGAUUCUAAAACAGAGGGCAAAAGUUUUUUAAAAGAUAUAAAGGUAAAAGAGAGCCCUUGCAGAAAUGCUAGAACAUGUAUGUUGCAAAAUGAUAAUUUUAAAAAAUUAAUCAAAAUAAUAG
This is a messenger RNA of Monodelphis domestica (gray short-tailed opossum), 2485 nucleotides long. RefSeq names its product G protein-coupled receptor 143 (gene GPR143). Lineage: Eukaryota; Metazoa; Chordata; Mammalia; Didelphimorphia; Didelphidae. Gene Ontology annotation, biological process: regulation of calcium-mediated signaling; melanosome organization; G protein-coupled receptor signaling pathway. Gene Ontology annotation, cellular component: melanosome membrane; plasma membrane. The record is from RefSeq and is a predicted model, not a curated record. Gene Ontology annotation, molecular function: L-DOPA receptor activity; L-DOPA binding; dopamine binding.